Dissoconium aciculare CBS 342.82 is the source of this 2178-nucleotide messenger RNA. Its product is annotated as AAA-domain-containing protein. Gene Ontology annotation, molecular function: ATP binding; ATP hydrolysis activity. Lineage: Eukaryota; Fungi; Ascomycota; Dothideomycetes; Mycosphaerellales; Dissoconiaceae. Gene Ontology annotation, cellular component: cytoplasm. The record is from RefSeq and is a predicted model, not a curated record. The transcript has 3 exons. The coding region runs from base 163 to 2178 and encodes 671 amino acids.
GAAUAAAUGUCUUUUAGACGAAAGCUCCCGAGAAUUUUCGGAAAUUCAUGUCGGACGACUCCUGCCACAGACUAUAUACGCCGGUGCUCGUCCUCGAACGAGAAGAGUGUUUGAAACUGCGAUAGCUUUUCGAGCCUGGUCUGUCUAUCAAAAGUCGCUGCAAUGCCCUCAACCACUACAAAUGGCUUCACGCCAGACAACGCUCAUAUUGUGGCUCGCCUGCAAUCGGCAACCACAUUAGACGGCGCCUUUCGCAUGCACUUGCCACCCGAUAGCCUUACCCAAGCCGGAUUGCAGGUAGGCGAUGUCUGUAGCGUACACGGUGAAGAUGGAACCGUUGGAUACGGAAUCGCUUGGCGAGCUGAUGAUCGCAUGGGGAACCGGCCAAAGGCUCGACCGGUGAAGAUGACUGAAGUGGCCCAAAACGCAUUCGGAUUCAGGGAGAACACCAAGGUGUCUGUAAGGUCGACAAAGGUGAAAAUUCUCACUGCAACGAGGGUGUCUCUAGAAGCAGUCGCCCACGAAGAUGACGGAAGAAGCAUGCUUGACAAUAGUGACCGGCUGUGGAGGCUCAGUCUGAAUACUGACGGAAUCGGUGGACUUGCCGUGCAAUGCGAAUUACUCAACGAAUGCGUGCAACGUGUACUGAAAUCUGCUCCUGGUCAGAGAUUCUCGAAGCCUGCAAUUCUUCUUUACGGUUACUCUGGGACAGGCAAAACCUUGCUGCUCGAACAGUUAGCCAAGUCUCCAUUUCAGAAAGUCAUUCGAGUAGAUCGAAGCAGGUUGAAUGGCGGAUCGAUUGCAAAGAAUCAAUCGAUCAUAAGGGAUUCCUUCGAAGAAGCUAGAAAUAAUCAGCCCUCACUGGUGAUCAUGGACAAUCUCGAGAAGCUGGUUCCUAUCGAUGACGCCGCUUAUGCUACAGAUCUGGCCCGCGAUCUGGCAACGACUUAUGUUUCGCGCGUCAUGGUCGUCGGUGCCACGCGAAAACCUUCAGACCUCACCAACGAAGUGUUGGGGUCGUUCCGCUUUGCAGAAUUGAUUGAAUUUCCCGUACCUGAUCAAGCAGCCCGGGAGCAAAUUUUGACAGUGCUUAGUCGGUCGUGGGCUGUGGAUAACGAAAGUAUCUCUCUGGCAGUCGCGGCACGAACUCACGGCUUCACCUCAGAAAAUCUCGUAUGUUUACAGCAGCAUGCUUGGCACAACGCAUGGCGUCGAGCAGAGCACGAAUGGAAAAGCGACCCGAAAGCAACCGCAGAAGCACCUACAGCCAACAAGAUAGAGGGCUCUGAAGGUCUGCCCGCAGUUUCGUCGGCCCUGCCAGGCCCACUGAUUACCCUCAAAGACUUUGACAAAGCAUUGGCAGAUCGGAAGGUAACACCAGAGGCUCUCCGAGAAUUCCUCGCAGAAAAGCCAAAGAUCCGAUGGGACGACAUUGGCGGGUCAGAAAACAUGAAGGCCAGUUUCGACGAAAUCAUCGGCUGGCCACUCCAGCUCAAAGACACGAUCUCUGCAAUACCAACCUAUAAACCUACCAAAGGCGUCCUGCUCUAUGGGCCACCCGGCUGUUCCAAGACUCUAACAGCGCAAGCCGUCGCCAACACAUACGAUCUCAAUUUCAUCGCCAUCAAAGGCGCCGCAUUGAUCAGCAUGUACGUCGGCGAGUCCGAGCGUGCGGUGCGAGAGGUCUUCGCCAAGGCAAGAGUCGCAGCGCCCUGCGUCAUCUUCUUUGACGAAAUUGAUGCGAUCGGUUCCGAUCGUGACGGAGGCGGCACCAAGGGUUUGAACGUCCUCACUACGCUCCUGAAUGAAAUGGACGGCUUCGAGCCGUUGAAAGACGUCUUCAUCCUUGCGGCCACUAACAAGCCAGAGUCCCUCGAUCCAGCUCUCAUCCGGCCGGGCCGUUUCGAUUCGCAUGUGUAUCUCGGCCCUCCGAAUACGCCUGCUCGCAAGGAGAUACUCAAGAUCGCAACUAAAGGUGCGCCGUCGGACGCGGACUUGGACCCCAUAGCGCUUGAAACCGAGGGAUACUCUGGCGCCGAGAUCGUGCAAAUAGUCCACUUGGCGUCCAGGUCCGCCUUUAGGAGGGAUGAUUUUACCGUCGCUACGAAAAGCACGCCGAGAGGUAUCACGCGGGAGAUGCUCGAGGCUUAUGAAAAGUUUGCUGCCAGAGGUUCGUGA